This is a messenger RNA of Kockovaella imperatae, 2050 nucleotides long. RefSeq names its product calcium activated cation channel. The transcript has 21 exons. The coding region runs from base 26 to 1930 and encodes 634 amino acids. The record is from RefSeq and is a predicted model, not a curated record. Gene Ontology annotation, molecular function: monoatomic ion channel activity. NCBI's taxonomy places the organism in Eukaryota, Fungi, Basidiomycota, Tremellomycetes, Tremellales, Cuniculitremaceae. Gene Ontology annotation, biological process: transmembrane transport; monoatomic ion transport. Gene Ontology annotation, cellular component: membrane.
CGUUUGGACACUGUUGAGCAGCACCAUGAGCGAGACCGGACGAGAGAGCGUAGACGAGCGAGGCUCACUGCUCAGCACCAAGUCUAUGCACCCCGAGCCGGACACCGCUACGAAAAUCGUCAAGAGGAUCCGAGCACUCGUCAUCAAGCUUCUACCCGUUCAAGUGGAGAUUGACCAGAUAUCAGAUGCGACGUCUAGCAUCAUCACGCCAAAGGUUAUCGAAGCAUUUGCUAAAGCGGGUGGUGAUUUCGCAGAGGCAGUUCCAUUCUGUCUCCUGCGUGCUAGAGCACUCUUCAUUCGGGAAGGAUAUCACAAUCCUCCAGACUAUGAUGAAUGUCGAUGUAGAGCGGUCGCUUGUGAAGUCUUGGCGAGGCGGAUCGUCCAUAUCCUUCCUAAGGACAGGUUGGAAUCGGUCAUGAGUGGGAGACAUCGAUACAGGGAGAGUGAUGGAGAUAUAUCAGCUCCUGUCAGCUGUCUAGAAAUGGCGAUUGACCAGCAUUGUACCAUCUUCCUGUCAUCCUCGGAAUCGCAACACGUCGUCAAUUCUCUCUGGAGGGGAGACUGGGUUCAGCGAAAUAAUGAAAACAACGACAUUGACUAUGAAAAGUAUGAAAAGGUUGAAUCGGGUUACUUUUGGGACCAUAUCAACCCUCAGAGGCUUGGUGUACCGAGGUAUCAGACCUUGUUCAGGCAAAUCACUUGGCUAGUGUAUCUAUUUGUCUACUCCCGAACUGUGCAGAGCCCCCUCGAGUCGCUCGACCCCGAACACGUCUUUGAUGAAUGGGAGAUUGUGCUAUACACCAUGACCCUUGCGUACCUGAUCGAAGAGCUCUACAAGCUUUUCAAGGUCAUCAGGAUCACUCCCAGGCUUUUUGCGACCAUUAAUUUUUGGACCAUCAUCAAUUUCCUCACUGACGGCUUGCUGGUCUCUGCAUUUGUACUUCGAGUGAUUGGCCUUACACUGGAUCAAGAGAAAGACGAUCAAGCCCAAUACCUACAAUUCAAAAGUUUCCAAGUGCUCAGUUGCGUCGCCCCAUUGAUAUGGAUCAAGCUUUUGACCGUGUUUGACGGAUUCAAAGUCGUGGGAACACUUCAGGUCGUCGUGUUCAGAAUGCUGCGCGAAUCGGCCAUCUUCUUCAUCUUGCUCGCCAUUAUGGCUAUUGGAUUCUUGCAAUCACUCUACGCCCUCGAUGCAGCGGAUGGAGAAGCGGGAGGAACGGGAAUAGUCAUCAAUGGUUUGAUUCAAGCACUGUUGGGAUCUCCAGACUUUGACACGCCGUCAUCCAGAUUUGGCUACCCAUUUGGCUUGAUCGUCUACUAUUCGUGGAACUUUCUCGCGACCAUCAUCCUCGUUAAUGUCCUCAUCGCCUUGUUCGGCUCUGCAUAUUCUGACGUCGAGGAGAAUGCGACGGACGAGUACUUGGCCUUUUUUGCGAACAAGACCAUCGAUCUCAUCCGUGCACCAGAUUCAUAUGUCUACCCCGCUCCCUUCAACCUUCUGGAAGCAUUCUUUAUCGCCCCACUGGAGUGGAUUCUCCCUUCAACCUGGUAUGUCAAGCUCAACCGAAUCAUUCUUUCCACCAUUUUCGCGAUCCCACUCAUCAUUAUCGCCCUGUUCGAAUCACAAAUCAGUCAUCCAGCCUCACGCAAGAGGCUACAGCUCUUGUUUGGCGAUACGGGAGGCUCAGCGCGGGAGGAAGAAGACGAUCCAAAGGUUUUAGACCCUGAUGGAGGAGAAGAUGACGAAGGAGAGAUCAGUCGCGUAUCGUACAAAGAGCUCGUGUCAGAGUUCCCCAACACGACGAUCACUGAGAGCGCUGUGAUUGAACAUGAGAUGCGAAUCAUGCAGAAAAAGCUGGACGAGAUGGAACGUUUGCUCAAGUCUUUAGCUGGAAAGGAGUCCAGGGAGAGGGACGAGGGGAAAACCUGAUCAUGGCGCGCGGCGAAUCGAUGCGGAAAUAAGAUAGAGGAACGUCUCGAACAUAUCUCUGUAUCAUGGGUAGACAGAGGUGCAGCACGCAUUUGCAAACAUGAAAACAAGAGCGUUCAA